AUGAGCCAAGCCAAGAGAACCUCCGCCGGCGCUGCCGUAGCAGCAGCAGGGAAGGGUGCGCGUGGCGGGCGUUUUCGUCUGAGGCGGAAGAACAAGAGAGCAACUGAUUUAAAGCGUCAAGCUCUUGGAAAGACCUCAUGUAAACUGCGAAAGAGCAUUACUCCUGGUACGGUAUUGAUCUUGCUGAGCAGCGGCUACAGAGGGAAGCGUGUGGUGUGCUUGAAGCAGCUGGAGCCUUCAGGCCUUCUCCUCGUUACUGGGCCCUUCACUGUUAAUGGGGUUCCCCUCCGCCGCGUUAACCCGCGCUAUGUGAUCGCCACCAGCACAAAGAUCGACGUCUCUGGUGUUAACUUGAACGGCAUCACUGAUAGCCUCUUCACCCGCACUGCCAAAGAGAAGAGAGAGGAGAGGAAGAUGCGCACAAAGGACGACACUUCGAUGUUCGUUCAACAAGACACUGCAACGCAGAAGACACUCCCCGAGGAGAGAAAGAAACUUCAGGAACAAGUUGAUAAAGCACUGCUUGCUGUUGUCAACAAGGAUGCACUCCUGAAGCAGUACCUUAAAACACGUUUCACCCUGCGCUCGAACAUGGCUCCCCACGCCAUGAAAUUCUAA
Molecule: messenger RNA, 618 nt
Organism: Eimeria acervulina
Lineage: Eukaryota; Apicomplexa; Conoidasida; Eucoccidiorida; Eimeriidae
Product: 60S ribosomal protein L6, putative
Exons: 1
Coding region: 1-618 (205 amino acids)
Biological process (GO): ribosomal large subunit assembly; cytoplasmic translation
Cellular component (GO): ribosome; cytosolic large ribosomal subunit
Molecular function (GO): RNA binding; structural constituent of ribosome
Source: RefSeq, a predicted model, not a curated record